AUGCUGCGCUGGGCGGCGGUCGCGGUGAGGCCCAAGCGCCAAGCGCGCGCGCUGCACACGCUGGCCCCAAGCCUGUCCAAGCUCGUGCACGAUGCAGAGGCAUCGGCCAAGAAAGACGCGGCGCUCGACCAGCCGGUCCAGGCCGAUGCUUGGGUCGCGACCAUGCGCCGCCAAAAAACACGCACGUUCCUCGAGCUGACCGAUGGCACGAUGGGCGGCGGCGCGACGCUGCAGGCGAUGCUCGUGGGUGAUGCGCCGGGCAUGGCGCCGGGCAUUGCCGUGCACCUCCAGGGGCGCAUGAAGGCGGGGCGGGGUAAAAAGCAGAGCCAGCAAGUCGAGAUGCACGUCGACGCAUACGAUAUCCUCGCCGAGAGCGAGCUCGCGACCUACCCCCUCGCGCACCUCAUGCACCGUGCCGAGAGCGGCGAUGCCGUGCACGCUCAGGCGGCCGACAUUGUGCGCCGCGAGUCGCAUUUCAAAGCGCGUACCGCCCACUACGGUGCCUUGUCGCGGACGCGCGCACGGAUGGAGCGCGCGAUGGAUGCGUGGUUCGCCAAGGAGGACUUUACCAAAAUGUACCCCCCGAUCCUCACCUCGUCCGACUGCGAGGGCGGCGGCGAGAUCUUUCGUGUGGUCUCGGACACGGACGUGAACCCGACCAAAGCGACGACGCCGGAAAGCCUCACGGCGUUUUGGUCGGGCAGCGGCGCGUACCUGAGUGUCUCGGCACAGCUGCACCUCGAGGCAUACGCGCUCGGCCUCUCGCGCGUCUACUGCCUGUGCCCCGCGUUCCGCGCCGAGGGCUCGGCGACCAAUCGGCACCUCGCCGAGUUCUGGAUGAUGGAGGCGGAGCUGUGCUGGGUCCCGAAAGGGCCGCAAGGCCUCGAGAUGGUCAUGCAGGGCCUCGAAGAGACGACCAAAAUGAUGGUCCGCGCCGCCGUCGGCCUCGAUGGAAACGACCGCCAGGCGGAGCGCGCCAAGCACGACAUGGACCUCCUCCUGAACGAGGACAGCGCAGCGGUGCUGCACAAGCAGGCCGGGCUCGAUACGCAGUGGCCGCGUAUCACCUAUACCGACGCAGUGGCCAAGCUGCGUGCGCACACGGCGCAGGAGCCGGGUGCGUUUGAAGAGGAGGCCGUAUGGGGCAACUCGCUGCGUUCCGAGCACGAGCGGUGGCUCGCUGCCGAGGCCGGCACGCCCCUCUUUGUCACCGACUACCCCACCGGCCUCAAGCCGUUUUACAUGCGCAAGAACGAAACGCCGGUGCGCCUCACCGAUGCGCUGGCGCCGGGAUGCGAUGGCAAAGAGGGGGUGACCGUAGCGUGCUUCGACCUGCUCGUGCCGCAGAUCGGCGAGCUGGCCGGCGGCAGCCUGCGCGAAGAGCGUGAAGACGUUCUGCGUGUGCGGAUGCAAGAGCACGGGAUGGACCCCGAUGCGAGCUCCUUUGCGUGGUACACCAAGGACCUGCGGCGCUACGGCGGCGCGCCGCACGGUGGCUACGGACUCGGGAUGGAGCGCCUGCUGAGCUGGGUGACGCAUAUCGACAAUGUGCGUGAUAUUGUGGGCUUCCCCCGUGUCAAAGGGCCGCUGCGCUACUGA
Malassezia japonica is the source of this 1599-nucleotide messenger RNA. Its product is annotated as asparagine--tRNA ligase. NCBI's taxonomy places the organism in Eukaryota, Fungi, Basidiomycota, Malasseziomycetes, Malasseziales, Malasseziaceae. Gene Ontology annotation, molecular function: ATP binding; asparagine-tRNA ligase activity. Gene Ontology annotation, biological process: asparaginyl-tRNA aminoacylation. The record is from RefSeq and is a predicted model, not a curated record. Gene Ontology annotation, cellular component: mitochondrion. The coding region runs from base 1 to 1599 and encodes 532 amino acids. The transcript has a single exon.